This is a messenger RNA of Scleropages formosus (Asian bonytongue), 2528 nucleotides long. It is a transcript of the gene klhdc3l, whose product is annotated as kelch domain containing 3-like. The transcript has 8 exons. The record is from RefSeq and is a predicted model, not a curated record. Gene Ontology annotation, cellular component: Golgi apparatus. NCBI's taxonomy places the organism in Eukaryota, Metazoa, Chordata, Actinopteri, Osteoglossiformes, Osteoglossidae. The coding region runs from base 540 to 1823 and encodes 427 amino acids. Gene Ontology annotation, molecular function: protein binding.
UCCGCGCGCGCGCCCCGUUCGUCGAUCUGCCUGCCGCGCUCGCUGUCACGUGUGUGUUUUUGGGGUUUGGGUUCCAGACCCAUUACUAGUCUCACAUUCCUGCACGUUUCUGUUCGGUGCUCUGGGUUCCUCCCCGUCUCGUCUCGUCCUUGUAGCGAAGCGCGGAGCGUCAAACGCGGUGAGUGCGUUGUGCGCGUGUGUGUUUGAAGAGGACUGUUUACUUUUAAUCAUGUGAAAUUGAACGUAAACCGGGCGGGGAGCAUUCUAUCAACGCACGCGCGCGCACACACACGUCCGAUUUCACUAUGAAAUCCGGCACAUGAUGUUCCACUCGAAGGUUAAAAGUACACUUACACUUUUUUAAAAAUCUUCUUAAAAACAAGUAGAAAACGCGUUUCAGCGCCGGCGUCUGUUCGCGUCUCGUCUCGUGUUUCCUGGGCGAUGUGUGAAACCGUGAGGAGCACAGUAAAGUUACAGCCAUAACCAGGGUCCGGGAGGAGAUGGGAAUGAGUCCGUGACCUGAAGCGCAUGAGGCCGACAUGAGUCGGAGGACCAGUCCCUGCCUGUGGACGCCCAUCUCUCCCAGCGGUCUCGUGCCUUGCAACCGGUACAAACACGCCUGCUGCGCUCACGGGGACAGCGUGUACCUCCUGGGGGGCCGGGAGAGCGCCCUGCUGAGGGACUUCUGGAAGUACAACGUCGCACGCAACGAGUGGGUGGAGCUGGACUGCAGCGGAGACGAGUCCCCCGACGAGCUGGAGGGACACUCCAUGGUGGCGCACCAGGGGUGCCUCUACGUCUUUGGGGGGAUGAUAGACUCUGCGUACUCUGAGCGCAAGACCCCCCUCUGGCUGUACGACACAGGGAAGGACCGGUGGGGACAGCUGCAGGGGAGGUGCUGGGGCCUCCAGAACCCGGAGCCGGUGAACAGGAAGGGCCACAGCGCCGUGGUGUUCCAGUCCGCCAUGUACAUUUAUGGGGGGUACAUCGACAUGAAGGGCUCAUCGCAGGACUUCUGGAAGUUUGACUUUGACGCCCGUGAGUGGUCAGCACUGAAGCCGGCAGCGGGCAGAGCGAGGCCUGGACCGCGACACGGACACUCGGCCGUUGUCCACCUGGACAGCAUGUACCUGUUUGGGGGGCUCAUGGGUCUGCGGGAGCAGAGAGACUUCUGGAGGUGGAGCUUCUCCAACCACACCUGGUGCACCAUCAAGUCCCACUGUGGACCCCCCCGGCUGGUCGGUCACUCCGUGGGGGUCUUCCGAGACACCAUGCUGCUCUUUGGAGGCGGCGAGAGCCAGGGCUCCCCGAACAGCGCCCUCUGGAAGUUCAGCUUUGCCAGCCGGUCGUGGGAGAAACUGUCCGCGCUGCCGGGGAUGCCGCCGCCCUGCAAGGUGCACCACUGCAGCACGGGUCUCGGCCCCGGGUUCGAGCCGUCCAGCUGUGCCUUCGCCGCUGGGGACGAGGGCCCGUUCGGCGCUCUUGAGCGCAGUAGCUCAUGGCCCUUCAGGAUGAGACGUUCCUCUGCGCCCAUCAGCCGUCCUGACUGCCCCGCGGGGGCCAUGGAGCUGGACACGUUCCGCACGGUGGGCGACGUGGACUGCUUGGAGAAGCAAAGUAACUGUCAGAAGCGAUCUGCACCGUGUGGGUCACGCGCUCCUGGGGAGGAGGUCUCUGGGAGCCACAGGGACAGCAAGGAACCUGGAGCUAAGGAGGAGAGCAUAGUCCACCAUCUGCCUGACCUGCUGCUGGUGACCGGGGGGAAGCCUUUGGGAGGGCAAGCUGGGAUUUCGCUAUGGAUGAUGACCCUGACUGACCUUUGACCCACAGUGGUCAGGACACUAUUUCUGCCAGAUAGCCUUUUUUUAGUUUUAAACUUUAUUUAUUUAUUUUUUUAAUCAAACCUGUUGUGAAGAUACAGUGUUUAUGAGAAUGAUUUGUGUUCACCCUGCAAUGGUGUUUACAUGUAUCUCCCCUCUUGGUCUCUCACCACUGGCUUCCCGUGGCCGCUCGCACCAAGUCCAGCACUCUGGUUACGGCCUACGAGACAGCCAAGGGGUGCGAACCCCAGUACACUCCCUACACCCCAGCCAGAGUGCUGUGCUCCUCCAUCUCUGGCCUCUUGCUGGUCCCACGCACAAGGGUUCCAGAUGUGAAAGUCCACAGGUUGUUGUAGUGUGGUGGAAUGAGCUUCCUGUGUUCCUCAGAGCUGCUGAAUCCCUUCUAGCAUUCGCAAAAGGUUUCACGUCUGUUUUGGAACCACUUCACUCCUGGUUUUUGAAUUCACAUCAUGUGGCAUAAUCUUCUUUGUAUUUCUGACCUGAUUUGCAGUUUUAUAGGCAGCUACUUGAAUGAUGCGUGCCAGAAAAACAAUGGCACUAGAUAGAAGAAGCUGUAAGUUGAUUACGGUUUGUAAAGGUCUUCUUUUGUUGUUGAUGCACUUACAUUUACUCUGGACAGUACUUGGUUUUGGAGGAAAGUGUCCCCUAAAUAAAUGGGUGGCAUAACGAGUAGCACUGCUGUCUCAC